AUGCACUACGCUACUCAGAUGUGCCGCGGGCUGGUGGUGGGCUGCUGGCUGAUGGUCGCCCUGGCGCAGCAGCGACUCGCCGCCGCUGUGACGCCCGCCCCGCACCAGCCCUCUCCUGCUCCGGGCGUGACGUGCUACACGUGCGUGAACGUGUCGGACAAUCUGAUCUGCAACCAGUACGCCAUCGACCGGCCCUGUCCGCACGGGGACGAAUUCUGCCACACACUUCACGUAAUGGAUUCACAUGGAGAGAGUGUUGUCGUCAACAAGAAGUGCGCCAACGGAACCGAGUGCACGCCCCAGAGGGUCGGCUGUGUCGUGAUCGACGCGCAGAGGGUAUGCGUCUCCUGCUGUGACGAAAUGUACUGCAACGAGGCUGUUCCAACUAACCAUAGCACGGCUGUGUUCUCCAACACAAGAACCCGCUCAGCGGAGAAAGCUGUUGAGAAGAAUGUCAGCAACAGAUGCAGCGUGUGUGGGCUUCCCUUUUGUGACUUCAUCAUGGUAGCGCUGAUGCUGUAUCACAGUCUGUAA
Schistocerca piceifrons (Central American locust) is the source of this 534-nucleotide messenger RNA. Its product is annotated as ly6/PLAUR domain-containing protein 6B-like. The transcript is spliced from 5 exons. Lineage: Eukaryota; Metazoa; Arthropoda; Insecta; Orthoptera; Acrididae. The record is from RefSeq and is a predicted model, not a curated record. Gene Ontology annotation, molecular function: acetylcholine receptor regulator activity. Bases 1 to 534 code for a protein of 177 amino acids.